GGUUGGCCGCCCAAGAUGCCGCUCCCAUUGGCGCUUCAGGCUCGGCUGGCAAAGAGAGGGAUACUGCGGCACGUGGAUUCAGAGCCGGCGGAGGAGAUCAUCGCAGAGGAUUAUGAUGACGACCACGUGGAUUAUGAGGCGACGCGCGUAGAGAGCCUGCCCCCCAGCUGGUACAAGGUGUUUGAUCCCAUUUGCGGGCUGCCCUAUUACUGGAAUGUGGAGACCGACCUGGUCGCCUGGCUCUCCCCCAACGACCCAGGUGCAGUCAUUACCAGAGCCGCCGCCAAGCAGAAAGUUACGGAACCGGAGGAGAAGCCUCUGGAGCGGGAGGAAGUGAUUAUGAAGGAAAGGAGGUUUUCUCGUCGGGAAGAAGUGGCCCCGUACCCCAAAUCCAAAAAAGG
Messenger RNA from Xenopus tropicalis (tropical clawed frog), 401 nucleotides. It is a transcript of the gene pqbp1, whose product is annotated as polyglutamine binding protein 1. The record is from RefSeq and is marked provisional. NCBI's taxonomy places the organism in Eukaryota, Metazoa, Chordata, Amphibia, Anura, Pipidae. Gene Ontology annotation, cellular component: nuclear speck.